UACACAUUACUCUCUCUCACCUCUCGUUCUUCCCUUUUUCGUUAUUUUUUCUUUCUCCUUUCCGUUUCAGUUAUGCUUGCGUGAUUCAUCUAUCUUUCUCUCUUCAAAUCUUUCACCGUAAUUAGAAAAAGAAGCUUCCAGAACUUCAACAUUCUAACCGUUUCUUCUUCACUUCCUAUUUCCAUUUCAUCAACUUCUUAGGUAGCGCAAUUGAAUUGCGAGGUUUUAUUGACUUGUGAUGAUUGGAAUCGCGUUUGAAGUUUGAAGUGAAGAAUGGCGAGUCGGUUGAGAGAAGAUGAGAAAAACGAGCGCGCGAUUCGAGCUCUUCUCAAGCUUCAACCUAAUCGAAGAUGCAUUAACUGCAACAGUAUGGGACCACAAUAUGUGUGCACAAAUUUCUGGACGUUUGUUUGCACUAAUUGUAGUGGAAUACACCGUGAAUUUACACAUCGUGUGAAAUCAGUUUCAAUGGCUAAAUUUACUUCGCAAGAAGUUACUGCACUUCAAGAAGGAGGAAAUCAACUUGCAAGGGACAUUUAUUUUAAAGAAUGGGAUGCACAGCACCAUUCUUUCCCUGACAGCAGUAAUGUUAACAGGCUCCGCGACUUUAUUAAGCAUGUUUAUGUGGAUAGGAGAUUCACCGGAGAUAGGAACUCUGAUAAACCACCAAGAGUAAAGGCCGGUGACAAAGAUGAGUCCUAUGAAAACAGGAAAGUUGAGGCGUAUCAGGGAGGAUCUAGAAGCCCUCCAUAUAGUGACAGGUCUAGUCCUGGUGGAAGAAGUCCUGGAUAUGAUCAAGAAAGUAGGCAAUAUGGUGAUAAUAAGAGAAGUCCUGGCCGUCCUCCAAUUGUCAAUGAUUGGCGUCGUGAAGAUCGUAGAAUAUCAGAUGGAGAUCGUAAGGUGGAAAGCCAAUCUCCUGAGCGAGCUAGAGAUCUAGGUUCUUCAAGCCCACCUGUGGUACGGCCCGUUAGAGAUAUUUUGGGAGAAAAUGUAGUACCUCUUCGGAUAAGUGGACCCCCCAACCCAAACAGUGGAAAGGCUGCUGACGCCUCAGCACUGACACAGAGAACUGCAUCCUCUGGUAGCUUGGUAUCCAGCAACGAAAGCCCAGUAGAUAUUAAGCUUGAGACUACUACGAGCCUUAUUGAUUUUGAUGCUGAUCCUGAACCUAUAGCUCCAGCGAUUCCUCAAGCCCAACAAACUACUGUGCCACAACCUGUUUUGCAGUCAGGAAAUUCCGCUGAUGACAAUUGGGCCUCUUUUGAUGUUGUUUCUGAGGCGAAAAGAACUCCAAACACCUCAAAUUUAAAUCCACUUGAAUCAGUAUUGUCCCAAUUGUCUGUGCCAGCAUCCUUACCUGCUCAUGCUUCAGGAGUCCAAGGACCUAUUCCAGAAGCAGCUCCUAGUUCUGCUUAUGGUGGUGCAAGUGCUGGCAGUUUUGCAGCUUUCCCACAAAGUGGUGCUUCAGUGCCAUAUCCUGGGCCGGCAACUGUAUCACCUCUUAAAAAUGCAGGGCAGUGGGCCAGUUUGCAGCAUCAGCAACUAAUGUUCCCUGCUGCAUCUAGUCAGUCUGCCGGUCAACAAUUUCCACAGUCAGUUGGUGGUGCUGUAAAUAGUCAGCCAUGGCACGUACCUUUUGUAUCCACAGGACAGGGGCAUCCGAGUACACCAAUGCCACAUGCAUACCAUCAUGCUUCAAAGCCUGCCAAUGAGGCUAUAAACAGUGCUGUUUCUCAACCGUCUGCUGUAGAAGUAAAACCAAGUGGAAGAUCAGAACUUCCUGAAGAUCUGUUUACUGUAAAACACUCGGCCUUCCCUGCUCCAGUUCUAGGUUGGCAAAUGGGUCUUCCUCAGGGCAUGGGCAUCUCAAUGCAAUAUAAUAAUAUGGUGCCGGUGCCAAGUUUUUCGCAGCCAUCAAGGUCGACAAAUCCAUUUGAUGUCAGCAGCAAACCAACCCCAGAUCAAACCCCAAGUAUGCAGUUUCCUUCCAUGUCAUCCUUUCAAGGUGCCUUGCCUAGUGUACCACCAUCAGUUGCACUACACCCUUCAAGCCUGGGAAAUCCGUCGCAUGCAUGGACUCCACCCUUGCGCAAUCCAUCCUAUGCCUGGACUCCAGCUCCAUCGUCAUCAUAUGCAUCAGCCCUACCUCCACAAGCACAAACUCAUGCAUCAGCUCUGGGACCAGGGUCUUAUAUGGGGCAACAAAUGGCAACUAACAUACCAAUGCCAAGGCAAGAAGUUGGGAAUUUUGGAACGGAGGGAUCCGUUUUCGGCUUGUCAAAUCCAGAACAGCAGCUGACUGAUAGGCCGUCAACCACUCCCACCUCUAACUCAUUCCCUAGAGGAGGGAACCCAUUUGGAUAAUGUAAAGAAUUGUUCACUUAGACUUGUAAAUUCAAACAUCAACUCAUUGCACCCUGUACAAAUAUGUGUAAGUUUCGGUUUCUGUUUGUGGAUUGAAGUUGCACAUGCAUAUGAAGGAUUUGUGAUGACCGGCUUUAGGUUGAAGUGAUAUAUUUUGGCCGUGUAAAUUGUUUAUUGAUAUAGGAUAGGCCGAGAGGGGGGAGACUAUCUACUUUCUUGGAAGAGGGGCGUUAGAGGACUGAGAUAAAGACCUAAUGAAUGAAGGCGUUGCAGAAAACCUUUCGAUCCUUUUUUUCUUUUUAAGUUUUUGGGUGCGCCCAUGUCUUCAUUUGUAAUUGUAGAUUGCAUAAUGAGGGGCGUUAGAGGACUGAGAUAAAGACCUAAUGAAUGAAGGCGUUGCAGAAAACCUUUCGAUCCUUUUUUUCUUUUUAAGUUUUUGGGUGCGCCCAUGUCUUCAUUUGUAAUUGUAGAUUGCAUAAUGAGGGGCGUUAGAGGACUGAGAUAAAGACCUAAUGAAUGAAGGCGUUGCAGAAAACCUUUCGAUCCUUUUUUUCUUUUUAAGUUUUUGGGUGCGCCCAUGUCUUCAUUUGUAAUUGUAGAUUGCAUAAUGAGGGGCGUUAGAGGACUGAGAUAAAGACCUAAUGAAUGAAGGCGUUGCAGAAAACCUUUCGAUCCUUUUUUUCUUUUUAAGUUUUUGGGUGCGCCCAUGUCUUCAUUUGUAAUUGUAGAUUGCAUAAUGAGGGGCGUUAGAGGACUGAGAUAAAGACCUAAUGAAUGAAGGCGUUGCAGAAAACCUUUCGAUCCUUUUUUUCUUUUUAAGUUUUUGGGUGCGCCCAUGUCUUCAUUUGUAAUUGUAGAUUGCAUAAUGAGGGGCGUUAGAGGACUGAGAUAAAGACCUAAUGAAUGAAGGCGUUGCAGAAAACCUUUCGAUCCUUUUUUUCUUUUUAAGUUUUUGGGUGCGCCCAUGUCUUCAUUUGUAAUUGUAGAUUGCAUAAUGAGGGGCGUUAGAGGACUGAGAUAAAGACCUAAUGAAUGAAGGCGUUGCAGAAAACCUUUCGAUCCUUUUUUUCUUUUUAAGUUUUUGGGUGCGCCCAUGUCUUCAUUUGUAAUUGUAGAUUGCAUAAUGAGGGGCGUUAGAGGACUGAGAUAAAGACCUAAUGAAUGAAGGCGUUGCAGAAAACCUUUCGAUCCUUUUUUUCUUUUUAAGUUUUUGGGUGCGCCCAUGUCUUCAUUUGUAAUUGUAGAUUGCAUAAUGAGGGGCGUUAGAGGACUGAGAUAAAGACCUAAUGAAUGAAGGCGUUGCAGAAAACCUUUCGAUCCUUUUUUUCUUUUUAAGUUUUUGGGUGCGCCCAUGUCUUCAUUUGUAAUUGUAGAUUGCAUAAUGAGGGGCGUUAGAGGACUGAGAUAAAGACCUAAUGAAUGAAGGCGUUGCAGAAAACCUUUCGAUCCUUUUUUUCUUUUUAAGUUUUUGGGUGCGCCCAUGUCUUCAUUUGUAAUUGUAGAUUGCAUAAUGGUGUCUGCAUAUUUGGUACCCUUUAGCUGUGCUCUUUUUUGAUUUUACAAUAUUGUAAGAUUUUGUAAUCUCGCAAUUUUAGCAAGGUCUUUUUUAUGUGGAAAGUGCAUGUUAUCAACUUAUUACA
This is a messenger RNA of Cicer arietinum (chickpea), 4004 nucleotides long. RefSeq lists its product as uncharacterized. The record is from RefSeq and is a predicted model, not a curated record. Gene Ontology annotation, molecular function: GTPase activator activity. NCBI's taxonomy places the organism in Eukaryota, Viridiplantae, Streptophyta, Magnoliopsida, Fabales, Fabaceae.